AUGGCGUCCCUGACGAGGCUGGAAGAACAAAGCUGGCUAGUCGAUCAAACCAUGUUUCCAAGCAUUAUCUCACACAAUGAUACGACCGGGACUCUGCCGAUUACCGUCAGUUGCACUCGUCGUGACCUAGCGCUCGGUGAAGCUCUUAGCGUCGAAAGUCAUCUGGGCGCCAGUACCAAUUAUUCUGCAGCAAAUAUGGUGGAGUCGCGAGCGGACCAAGACUCUUGGGUAAAGGGGGACACAGUGUUUCAGGACGUCUGGGCUGAAGACUCACUGGUUGUUAAGACCUUAGAGAUCGUGAGUCGUCUACGAGAGAUCAUCAUCGGAUCCAAAGCAACGAGCACGCCGUCCCUUCUCUGGACGCCAGCUCUAGAGGCCAGAUGCAUGCACUUCUUUUCGCCUCCAAAGAUUCGGAUAUUUCUGGAGGCAUAUUGGAGUAUCUGGUCUCCAAACUGGCCAGUCAUCCACCGCCCAACAUUCGACUGCGCCUCAAUUCCAACGACACUUUUGACUUCUUUGGUGGUUUUAGGAGCUUCCCACUCUCCGAACCCAGUGGACCGCCAUAUUGCCAGGUUCUGGUACGAUUCCGUUGAGCAGAUGGUGUACACAGAUCUCCAUAAUGUUUCAGCGGCAUUGAAUCAAGGCCAUACGUGGAGACCUGAAGCAGACAUUCAACGCCGAUCCGUACAAGCAAUUCAGGCCGCAUAUGCCGUAUGUAUCUAUCAGAAUUGGGAUGGAACUUGGUCCGCACGAACAAGGAUUCGCAGGCAGCGAUUCAACGAUGUAGUGGCGGCAUCCAGGUCAUUAGGAUUUUCCCAAGCCAGACACAGUGACCCUGGAAAUUUGACCCGAUCCACCUUCGACUGGCAUAAAUUCAUCUUGGAUGAGGAGGCAAUACGGUAA
Molecule: messenger RNA, 903 nt
Organism: Exophiala bonariae
Lineage: Eukaryota; Fungi; Ascomycota; Eurotiomycetes; Chaetothyriales; Herpotrichiellaceae
Exons: 2
Coding region: 1-903 (300 amino acids)
Biological process (GO): DNA-templated transcription; regulation of transcription by RNA polymerase II
Cellular component (GO): chromatin
Molecular function (GO): zinc ion binding; DNA-binding transcription factor activity, RNA polymerase II-specific; RNA polymerase II cis-regulatory region sequence-specific DNA binding
Source: RefSeq, a predicted model, not a curated record